Messenger RNA from Branchiostoma floridae (Florida lancelet), 1869 nucleotides. RefSeq lists its product as uncharacterized. The transcript has 3 exons. NCBI's taxonomy places the organism in Eukaryota, Metazoa, Chordata, Leptocardii, Amphioxiformes, Branchiostomatidae. Bases 215 to 610 code for a protein of 131 amino acids. The record is from RefSeq and is a predicted model, not a curated record.
CCAUGCCUUCGCCGGUGACCUGCGCAAAGCUCCGAAUCUGGGACCCUACAUAAACGACAGACUUUUGCACAACACAAACAAAAGCGGAGGUGUCUACGCCAAAUUCUCUCCCGUAGAGUUUGACAUAUCUGCGAAAUCGGUCAAUUAUGCUGGCUUUUCGUUCAAAAAAUGCAGACUACAUUCUAUAGAUGAGGAACAUUUCCGACUACGGCUGAUGGGAAAGGGACUUAACCAAGAAGCUAUCGGUAUCCGGGGAAAGGAUCAUUUCUUUCUUAUAGCAGAGGCAUUCAGAGCCGAAAGCGUCACCCUUGCGCAUGGGCAGAGAACAGACGUAUCAGCUGAAGUCGGCGUGGAUGUGGACACUUAUGGCGCUGGUGCGCAGGUGCAGUAUCGUGGCCGAGGGAUACAACGCUCAAACAUAGGUCCUGGAACUCUGGCCUUCAAAUUUGUAGAAGUGAAAUACGACAUGUAUGGAACAAUAACAGGCAUGAAUCUGGUACAGAACCCGCGGGAGAGUUUCGUCUUAGAGUCCAGCAUCGAGAAGGAAGAAGACCAGACCCCAGCUUUGGCUAGGCUUCCAACUUUUUCACCUGACAGCAGUUACGUUUGAAGAGCAUUACAUAUAUACAAGAUGGGAAGUGACACUAAUGUAACGUUAACGUUCUACUCAAUUGACACUACGUAGCAAUUACCAAUUGUCAUUACGAAGGCCACUUCAAAUUUGUCACGGAUUAUAUGAAUAGGACAGAAACUUAAUCUCUUUCCCUUGGUCAGAAAAAUCGAUGCUCAACAAUAUUACAACAGUAGCUAGUUGGUUAUAGAGGCACCAGAAUAUAUAGAUAAAUAGAUGACAUAUAGGACUUAUAUAUUCACUAAUUGUGAUUACAUUGUAAGAUUAUACGUCGCACUGUAUUAUUACUUUCCAUCUAGAAUCUGCUGUUCACAAUGAAAGUUAGGCUACUUCCUCUAGGUACAUUGAUGAAGGUUACUCCAGGUAAAAAAAUCCUGACGAUUCGAUCUCUUAACUGGAUAAGAUAUAGAUGCUACAUCCGGACGUUUUGAGUGACAUCCAUCACUCUUCUACAUCGUCAUAAGAAUGGACUGGCAGAACGAGUCAAUACUGUACUAGUAUUUUUUUUUCCGUUUACAUGUAAUAGUACAGUAGAAACCGUUUAACUGCACAAAUCAUUUGCCAGCGUAAUGCGAUUGAAAGAACAUACCACAUGAUAUGUAUUCGUUCAAAAGAUUGAAUUUUCUUUAAACACUUUCUCUAGAGUUUCCCUCUAAGGUCGAUAACCCUAUUCGGGUCCCUGACACCCUUGUACCAAACUAAAGAAGCGACCAGAACAACCCCGGACAGCACGCCUACGAUGGUCAAGAUCAAAUGCUCGCUGUUCCAAUACGUUGCCGAAGAACCACCUGAAAAUAGAGGCAGAAAAAUAAGACCCAAAACUGGGCUUAAACGUAACAUAAGCGUAACGUUUAUUCACUCUUUCCGCAACUUAACUACCCUAUACGUACGUAAAUAUUGCCUUUCAUUUACCUUUUGGGUACGUUCUGAUCGACACGUCUUUGUACUUCUUCAUGUGUCUUUCAGUAACUAUUACUAGAGCUACGAGUAUAUGGUAUUCCGCAAUAUUCAGACGGUCGUAUCAUUUACGGAUGAUCUGACACGGAAAGUAUACGUAUCUGUGCUGCAAGCAUGAUUAAUAUGUCGUAAGCAUGCAAAUGUGACUUUGCCACACAGCAACACCUCCGAAUAUGCUUCUUAUAGCCAUGCAAACAAAAAUGCAUGUCAUUUUCUUGAAACUCAAAUAAAAGGAUACAAGGCAAAACAUGCGGCAGAAGUCCUAGACCUGACUAAGUCAA